Rhagoletis pomonella (apple maggot) is the source of this 1076-nucleotide messenger RNA. It is a transcript of the gene Hsp67Bc, whose product is annotated as heat shock protein 67B3. Bases 106 to 696 code for a protein of 196 amino acids. The transcript has a single exon. The record is from RefSeq and is a predicted model, not a curated record. NCBI's taxonomy places the organism in Eukaryota, Metazoa, Arthropoda, Insecta, Diptera, Tephritidae. Gene Ontology annotation, biological process: response to heat; protein refolding. Gene Ontology annotation, molecular function: protein folding chaperone.
UAUUCGACUGAAAACUCCGAUUGAAGCUAGUCGAUUCAAUUACUGCUGUUUUAAAUUUUCUAAAACAAAAAUUAUAUACACAAGUACACAAAUACAUAUUUAAAAAUGAAUAUCCGCAAUAUUCCACCAUUUGUUUUGAGCUUGGACUCAACACCAUACUUCAAUCACGAUAUGUAUCCAAAUCAUAUUUAUCGACGAUUCCACGAGCGUGAACAUCAUCCAUUGGAUUUAGCCACAUUGGGAUUAAUUGCGCGUUUGGGUCCACAUGCUCAUCAUUUGGUGGCUAACAAACACAAUCAAGAGCUCAAUGUUGCAAGUCGUUUCGGCAAAAAAGGCUUUGAAGUCCACCUUGACGUUGGCCUAUUCGAACCUGAGGAUCUUAAUGUGAAAAUAGUGGACGAUUCAUUGGUGAUUGAGGGAAAGCACGAAGAACGUGAAGACGACCAUGGACAUAUUUCACGUCACUUUGUACGUCGUUAUGUGCUUCCCAAAGGCUUUGAUCCGGAUACCAUUGUGUCGACAUUAUCAUCGGAUGGUGCACUGACUGUGCGUGUUCCCUCUCCGCCACCACCACCAGAAGAACAGAAAAAGGAGCGGAUCAUAGCCAUACAGCAAGUUGGACCAUCUGAAAUAUUUUCUAAAACCAAAAGUCAGGAAGAGGCCGACGCCUCUGCCGCAAAACUUUCGUCAAAAUAAGCAUACAUGUACUAUGUAUAAGUAUGUACAUACACAUGUAGUGAAGUGUAAAUCACAUACAUAAAUACAUACUUAUAAAAGGCAUAACUUUACAUUUCCUGCAUAUGAAUGUAUGUCUGUAUACAUAUUUAUAUGAACAUGUCAACAUUGCACUAAAUAGUUAUUUGAAUAACUGCCAUUUUUAUAUUUGUGCGUAUGGAUGUAUUUUAAAAUAAUAAGACUUCUGCUUAAAAAUACUAAAACUUAGAAUACAUAUGUAUUCACGAUGUAUUAUAUAGAACCUUUAAUAAUAUCUUAUACAAAAUAGUUCAUUUAUUAAAGCGCAUCCUUAUCCUAUUGGAAAAUCCUAUCUUAUAAAAUUCCAAGAGAUUAAAAAACAA